Messenger RNA from Notothenia coriiceps (black rockcod), 576 nucleotides. Its product is annotated as heart- and neural crest derivatives-expressed protein 1. The record is from RefSeq and is a predicted model, not a curated record. The coding region runs from base 1 to 576 and encodes 191 amino acids. The transcript is spliced from 2 exons. Gene Ontology annotation, biological process: regulation of transcription by RNA polymerase II; heart development. NCBI's taxonomy places the organism in Eukaryota, Metazoa, Chordata, Actinopteri, Perciformes, Nototheniidae. Gene Ontology annotation, molecular function: protein dimerization activity; RNA polymerase II transcription regulatory region sequence-specific DNA binding; DNA-binding transcription factor activity, RNA polymerase II-specific.
AUGAACCUCAUCGGGGGCUACCAGCAUCACCACCACCUGAUGCACGAGCCCUUCCCGUUCGUCCAGCGGUGUCACCAGGAUGCACCGUACUUCCAGAGCUGGGUGGUGAACCACGGCGAGAUGCCCCCGGAGUUCCAGAUCCAGACCCCCUACCCGGCCGCGGAGCACGGAGCGCCCGGAACGACGCAUGACGCCCGGCUGGAAGGGCUCCAGGCUGGGAUGGGAAAGAGGAGAACGUCGGGGCCGAAGAAGGAGCGCCGGCGGACGGAGAGCAUCAACACAGCUUUCUCCGAGCUCAGGGAGUGCAUCCCAAACGUCCCGGCGGACACUAAACUGUCGAAAAUUAAAACUUUACGCCUGGCCACCAGUUACAUCGCCUACCUGAUGGACGUCCUGGCCAAAGACACCGGGGAGACCGAGGGCUUUAAGGCCGAAAUUAAGAAAUUUGAAAACCGGGAUCUAAAGAGGAAACGUGAUCAGCCUGACGGGCUGCAGGAGGCAUUAGGAGCCGAGAAGAAGGCGAAGGGCCGGACCGGGUGGCCGCAGCAGGUCUGGGCUCUGGAGCUCAACCAGUGA